Kogia breviceps (pygmy sperm whale) is the source of this 5441-nucleotide messenger RNA. RefSeq names its product phospholipase A2 group IVE (gene PLA2G4E). Gene Ontology annotation, biological process: glycerophospholipid catabolic process. Gene Ontology annotation, cellular component: cytosol. The record is from RefSeq and is a predicted model, not a curated record. Lineage: Eukaryota; Metazoa; Chordata; Mammalia; Artiodactyla; Physeteridae. Gene Ontology annotation, molecular function: calcium ion binding; calcium-dependent phospholipid binding.
GCCUCACAAUAUGCUGCAGAAGCAGAUGCUUGUCUCAGUCUCCCACAACCCGUCACACCCAAGCCAAGAGGAAGAUGGCAGACCCUCCACCACCUGCACCUUGGAGGAGGAGCUGUCUCCAUGCCACCUGCUGACAGUGAGGGUCAUCCGGAUGAAAAACGUCCGACAGGCUGACGUGGUAAGCCAGACAGACUGCUUUGUGAGCCUCUGGCUGCCCACCACCUCUAAUAAGAGGCUGAGGACUAGGACCAUCUCCAACUGCCGAAACCCAGAGUGGAAUGAAACCUUCAAGUUCCAGAUCCAGACCCAAGUGAAGAACGUGCUAGAGCUGAGCGUCUGUGAUGAAGACACGGUGACACCAGAUGACCAUUUCUUGACAGUUCUCUAUGACCUCACCAAGCUCUGCUUCCGAGAGAAAACCCAUGUGAAGUUCCCACUCAACACAGAGGGCAUGGAGGAGCUGGAGGUGGAGUUCCUGCUGGAGGAGAGCCCCUCUCCACCUGAGAGUCUCAUCACCAAUGGCGUGCUGGUGUCUCGACAAGUGUCCUGCCUGGAGGCUCAUGCAGAAUCCAGGAGACAGACGAAUGGGAAAAUGAAGGACCUCCUGGUGACAGUGACGGAGUCCUUCGAGCACACCCAGCACAUCUCACACUGCCUGGAUCCCUGCCACCCAAACCCUGCCUGCUUCCACUACCCCAAGUACUUCCAGCCCCAGAUCCACGUGGAGGUGCCCAAAAGCCAGUGGAGCUCUUCGCUUUCCUGCUGCGGUGCGUGCAAGAACGACCCUGUGUCCCAGCCCCUGGAUUGCCUGUGUGACGGCCAGGCGGUGACCCUGCCUGUGAACAAGAAUUCUGAAUUACACAUGAAGUCUACACCCUGCUCUGAGGCACUGGACGUGCGUCUGGGCUUCAGCCUGUGCCAGGCAGAGCUGGAGUUCCUGCAGAAGCGGAGGGUGGUGGUGGCUGAGGCGCUGAAGCAGGUGUUGCAGCUGGAGGAGGACCUGCAGACAGACGAGGUCCCACUGAUAGCCGUUAUGGCCACUGGGGGUGGAACAAGAUCCAUGACUGCCAUGUAUGGCCACCUGCUGGGGCUACAGAAGCUGAACAUCCUGAACUGUGCCAGCUACAUCACUGGCCUGUCAGGGGCCACCUGGACCAUGGCUACCUUGUACCGUGACCCUGACUGGUCCUCCAAAAACCUGGAGCUUGCCAUCCUCGAGGCACGGAGGCACGUAGUCAAGGACAAGAUGCCCGCUCUGUUCCCAGAUCAGCUCCUCAAAUUCCAGAAGGAGCUGCAGCAGCGCAAGCAGGAAGGCUACAAAGUCAGCUUCACAGACUUCUGGGGCCUGCUGGUCGAGGCCUGUCUGGGAGAUGAGAGAAAUGAAUGCAAACUGUCAGAUCAGAGUGCUGCUUUGUGCCAGGGCCAGAACCCCCUGCCCAUCUACCUCACCAUCAAUGUCAAGAAUGAUGUAAGCAACCAGGAUUUCAGAGAGUGGUUCGAGUUCUCCCCCUACGAGGUGGGCCUGCCGAAGUAUGGAGCUUUCAUUCCCACCGAGCUCUUCGGCUCCGAGUUCUUCAUGGGGCGGCUGAUGAGGAGGAUCCCAGAGUCGCGGAUGUGCUACAUGCUAGGUUUGUGGAGCAGCAUCUUCUCCCUGAACCUGCUUGAUGCCUGGAAUUUGUCCCACAACUCGGAAGAGUUUUUCCACAGGUGGACAAGGGAGAGAGUGCAUGAUAUUGAAGACGAUCCACACCUACCUGAAAUCCCCAAAUGUGAUGCCAACAUCCUGGACACCACGGUGGUGAUGCCAGGGUCAUGGCUGUCCAAUACUUUCCGCAACAUCCUCACCUACCGGGCCUUUGUGUCUGAGUUCCACAACUUCCUGCUGGGGCUGCAGCUGCACACCGACUACCACCAGAAUGGCCAGUUCUCCACGUGGAAAGACACGGUGCUAGAUGGCUUCCCAAACCAGCUGACAGGGUCCGCGAACCACUUGUGCCUGCUGGACACUGCAUUCGUCAUCAACUCCAGCUACCCACCCAUCCUCAGGCCGGAGAGAAAAGCUGACCUCAUCAUCCAUCUCAGUUACUGUGCUGGGUCCCAGACAAAGCCCAUGAAACAAACCUGCAAGUACUGCACCGAGCAGAACAUCCCCUUCCCCAAAUAUGAGGUGCAGGAGGAGGAUGAUAACCUCAAGGAGUGCUACCUGCUGGAGAACUCCCAGGAACCCAAUGCCCCCAUUGUGAUUUUCUUCCCACUCAUCAACGACACCUUCCAAAAGUACAAGGCCCCAGGUGUGGAGCGAAGCCCCGAGGAGCUGGAGCAGGGCCAGGUUGACAUCUAUGGUCCCAAAUCUCCCUACACCACCAAGGAGCUGACAUACACGGAGGCUGCCUUCGACAAGCUGGUGAAGCUCUCCGAAUAUAACAUCCUGAAUAACAAGGACAAGCUCCUUCAGGCCUUGCGAGUGGCAGUAGAGAAGAAGAAACGCCUGAAGAGCCAGUGUCCCCCUAAAGUCCCAGGACACCCCUAAAGGGUCCCCCCUAAAGUCCCAGGACAAUCCUGUGUCUGCUUCUAGCAUCACAGGUGCAGAACCCAGGGCUGACCGGCCCUCAGAGCCAGCUCCACUCUCUAGCAAGGGCUGCAGGCAGGCUGGCUUGGGCUUUCUAUCAAAAAAUUAAAAUUAAAAGAAAAAGUUGAGAGAGAAAGAGAAAGAAACAAAGGAAAAUAACAAGGGGAUGUACUGGGGCUUUAUACCCACUGGAAUUUUUUUAAACAUCUUUAUUGGAGUAUAAUUGCUUUACGCUGUUGUGUUAGUUGCUGCUCUAUAACAAACUGAAUCAGCUAUACAUAUACAUAUAUCCCCAUAUCCCCUCCCUCUUGCGUCUGCCUCCCACCCUCCCUAUCCCACCCCUCUAGGUGGUCACAAAGCACCGAGCUGAUCUCCCUGUGCUAUGCGGCUGCUUCCCACUAGCUAUCUGUUUUACAUGGUAGUGUAUUUAUGUCCAUGCCACUCUCUCACUUCAUCCCAGCUUACCCUUCCCCCUCCCCGUGUCCUCAAGUCCAUUCUCUAUGUCUGCGUCUUUAUUCCUGUCCUGCCCCUAGGUUCUUCCUAACCAUUUUUUUUUUAGAUUCCAUAUAUAUGUGUUAGCAUACAGUGUUUUUCUCUUUCUGACUUACUUCAAAUGCUUUUUAAAAUUUAAUGCAGUUGUAUUCUUGUGAUUUUUAUAAGCAAUUGUAUUUUGUGAUUUUUUUUUUUAUGAAUCAGCUUAUUAAUAGGAAGCAUAAUGCUUGAAGAUCUAGAUGGAGCACUAGAGACAUCCUGGUCUCUUCAACAACAAACACAAACAGGUGAUGGGGUUUCAGCAGCCACUCUGCAACCAAAGGCCCAGGACAAGUGAUCCGUUUGAUCCCCACUGGGCAGCCUCGACUGAGCAUCCAGCUCUGGCAAAAUGCCAGACAAAGCCCAAGUCUGCAGCUCCGGUUCACCAAACAAGGAUCUCGGAUGCAGCUCUGGGAUGUCUGGGCAGGUACAUGAGGCAUCAGGUGAGUGAUGCUGCCUGGUGUCGCCACUCCAUGGGGCCACCGCUCGCUGACCAACCUGCUCCUGAGGCACUUCUCCAUCCUCUUACCACCUCCUCUCUGGUUUCCAGAUGGUAUUACUUAUUUCUAAGCGGCAUUUCUCUUAUUUAUUAUGUAAACACUGUGCCCAGAACAUCCCAACUCUUGAAGAGUCACCCUGAGAUAACAAAACUGGAAAGGAUCAGCCCAGAAAGGACUAGGUUAACCCUGAGGAAAAUGCUCAUCUUUGGAGAUGGUUUCCAGAUGAACCUCUGGGAAAGCCCUGGGACACAGAACCUCAAAGCAUCCACAUUUCCCAUCAGGCUGGGAACUUAACUAAAGAAAUGUGUAGGACUUCCCUGGUGGCGCAGUGGUUAAGAAUCCACCUGCCAGUGCAGGGGACACAGGUUCGAACCCUGGUCCGGGAAGAUCCCACAUGCUGCGGAGCAAUUAAGCCCGUGCGCCAGAACUGCUGAGCCUGCGUGCCGCAGCUACUGAAGCCCACGCGCCUAGAGCCCGUGCUCCACAACAAGAGAAGCCACCACAAUGAGAAGCCCACGAUCCGUAACAAGAGUAGCCCCCAGCUCUCCACAACUAGACAAAGCCCUUGCACAGCAGCGAAGACCCAAUGCAGCCAAAAAUAAAUAAAUAAAUAUAUAUAUUUUUUAAAAAUAGCGAAAUGUGUAACCUGAGCCAUUGAGAUGCCUGUGCUGAUGGAAGGCGUGACCAGAAAGGCAUGUGGUCUACAUGAAGCCCAGCAAACCUGGAAGACAUGGCCCUCUCUCUGGGCCACCAUGCUCCCUAAGCAGUCCUUUGGAUGUUAGGAGAUGUGCGGUGACAGGUGUCAAAAGUUUACCAAAAUUGUCCUCUGAUUUACAUCCUUGCUACCCAAAGUGUGGUGGGGAACUGGUUAGAAAUGCAGAAUCUAAGGCCCCACCCCAGCCAUACUGAAUUCAGAAUCUGCAUUUUAAGGAGAUUUUCACCUCCUCUCCACUGCCUUCAGGUGACGCUUAUGCAUAUUAAAGUCUGAGAGGAGAGGGUUUAUGCCAUGCUCACUCAUAAGCUGGAAAGCAUGAAUCCAUCACUUCCCCUGAGCCACUGAUAAACUGGGCUCCUGGACCUGCAAAGCUGGUCCCCACCCAGAGAAUGCUGACUUGGGACCCCACCCUGCUCCAACACCAGAGCAGCCAGCUGCCUCCACUUUGCCAUCUUUUCUUUCCAUCUGCAAGAAACAGGUUCUCCUUAAAAUGAUCAGAGUGAGCCACUGGGUAAGACCUGGGUGUUUAUUGUAAGGUGAAGGCAGCCCUGCCUUGGAUUCAUCAAAGUAUAUAAAACAAGGUUUAUAAAAUCAUUGUAUUAUUUGAGCACAGAAUAAACUGGCCAUGUGGGUAAAUGCUGCCGACUCAUCAGCUUUCAUCAUCUGGUGCUGCAAAACCUGCGUAACUCCUGCCCUCAUCCCUGCCUGGGCUUCCCACAUGCACUACCAGAGGUGUGAGAAGGCUGUUUUCAUCCCAGCCCUCCUCUCCUCCUGCAGGGGUUCCCCCUUUCUUGUGUGGUGGGGUGCCCCUGUUUUUGUGAAGCUGUGUCAGCGACUAGUGGAGCACCAGCCCUUGCUGACUUAUGCUGUUUGAAGCUCAGUUGGUUUUCACGAAGCACUGAUUGACAGAGAGGAAAGAAGGGCGGCCAGCAUCAGCCUAGCACCUACCUGAUAUACAGCAGUCUGUGAACAGCCUCUGCUUUCCAGGAACUUAGAUUUGGGCUGGGGGGUAAAACAUGAAAAGAUUUGUAUACAGACUCGAGAAGUUACAUAGUGACUUAGCUUCUAAAACAAUGCUGGCAAUGUCACAGAGCAGGGGAUGAGCAAGGGCCACACAAGGGAUAAA